Ceratosolen solmsi marchali is the source of this 2370-nucleotide messenger RNA. RefSeq names its product trehalase. NCBI's taxonomy places the organism in Eukaryota, Metazoa, Arthropoda, Insecta, Hymenoptera, Agaonidae. Gene Ontology annotation, molecular function: alpha,alpha-trehalase activity. The record is from RefSeq and is a predicted model, not a curated record. The transcript is spliced from 6 exons. Gene Ontology annotation, biological process: trehalose catabolic process. The coding region runs from base 110 to 1798 and encodes 562 amino acids.
CGACGGCCUCGUUCCAGCCGAUGCGAAUCAUGACGCUGAAACCCCCCAGAAGCCUCCUCCAUGCCCGAGUGAAGUGUACUGCCAUGGUGAACUGCUGCAUACAAUCCAGAUGGCCUCGAUCUACCCGGACUCUAAAACUUUUGUCGACAUGAAGAUGCGCCAACCAACCGAAAAGACAUUGAUGCUUUUCCGUGACUUCAUGAACAGAACGAAUAACGCGCCCACGCGAUUACAGAUCGAGAAAUUCGUCAACGAAACUUUCGAACCCGCUGGCUCUGAAUUCACGGACUUCGAUCCACGAGAUUGGGUGCCUUAUCCAAAAUUCCUUAAAAAUGUUCAGGAUCCUGAUCUGCGCAAAUUUGGCCACGAUCUCAAUCAUAUAUGGAAGCUGCUGGGCAGAAAAAUGAAAAACGACGUGAAAGCGAAUAGCGAGCUGUACUCCAUCAUCUACGUCGAGAAUCCAGUUAUUGUACCAGGUGGCAGGUUCCGUGAAUUUUACUACUGGGACUCGUACUGGAUAAUUAAGGGGCUUCUACAUUCGGAGAUGUACGCGACAGUGAGGGGUAUGCUCAGUAACUUUGUAUCCAUUGUGGAUAGGUAUGGUUUCAUACCGAAUGGCGGGAGGAUAUAUUACACCAUGAGAUCGCAGCCCCCAAUGCUAUUGCCCAUGGUCCAUGAGUAUUUGAAGCACACUAAUGAUUUUGAGUGGCUGGAGGAAAAUCUCUGGUUGCUAGAAAAGGAGUUCGAAUUUUGGAUGACCAAACGUACGGUGGAAGUUGAGAAGGACGGUGUGACGUAUACGCUAGCGAGGUUCUACGAAGAAUCGUCUGGGCCGCGACCUGAAUCUUACAGGGAGGACUACUUGACAAGCCAGAGCUUCCGGACCGCCGAGGAGAGGGACAACUACUGGGCGGAACUAAAGACUGCUGCGGAGACGGGAUGGGACUUCUCUAGUCGCUGGUUCAUCCUCGACGGCACGAACAAAGGUAACCUGACCAACCUCAAAACGCGCUCGAUAAUCCCGGUGGACUUGAACGCGCUCAUCUACCGGAACGCGGUGCUGCUGGGGCAAUAUAAUCAGCGCUUUGGUAACAUCAGCAAUGCCGAGCUCUACGAGCGCCGGGCACGCGAGUGGCAGAAAGCCGUAACGGCGGUGCUGUGGCACGACGAGGUCGGCGCCUGGCUCGACUACGAUAUCCUCAACGACCUGAAGCGCGACUACUUCUACCCAACCAACAUCCUGCCCCUGUGGACUGGUUGUUACGAGCCGACGAGACGCGAAGAGCACGUCUCCAAGGCUCUCAAGUACCUGGAGAAGAGCCAAAUUAUGAUGAACCUCGGUGGUAUACCGGCUACCCUCGAGCACUCUGGCGAGCAGUGGGACUAUCCCAACGCCUGGCCCCCCCUUCAAUACUUCGUCAUUAUGUCAUUGGACAACACCAAUGAUCCCUGGGCACAGAGGCUGGCCUACGAAAUGAGCCAACGAUGGGUGCGCAGCAACUACAAGGCCUUCAAUGAGACGAACAGCAUGUUUGAGAAGUAUGACGCGACGGUCUCUGGUGGUUACGGCGGUGGUGGCGAGUACGAGGUGCAACUGGGCUUUGGCUGGUCCAAUGGCCUUAUCCUGGACUUGCUGGACAAGUAUGGUGACCGCUUAACAGCCGACAAUCACUUUGUGCCGUCGGACACGUCAACCCCCAAUACCGCGGCGCAAGUGACUGGCGUCUCGACAUCUGGUCAAGUUAUAACCGGCAUCCUCGCCCUUAUCAUAUCAUUAGCAGCAGGAUUCAUAGGGUGAGAUAAUUGUUGUUUGGACUAAAUUGAAGAAAUUCAAAGUAUUUUUAGUGUCGCGAACACUUUUAAUGGACCAAUGAGUUUUCAAGUAUUUUUGGUUGAAACGAAAUAUGAAAUCACACGAAAUGCCUUAAUUAACGUCGCUGGUCGACGUUUACUAUAUUUCAAUAUAUUUCCUUAACGUUUAUUAUAAAAUGAGAAAGAAAAAAAGAGAAAAGAAAAGAAACGGAGCGUACGACAAAUCAUUUUUAAGCGAUACGUGUGACAAUCACGAACUAAAUAUUACGAAUUAAUUACGCUUUUGUAAUGUUUCUAAACUAGAAAAGAAUAAUGAAGGAAACUGAUCGUGCGAAGCAAGAUGGCAACUCAAUUGUAACGUAGUAUUAUUAGAGUAAUCAUAAAAUAGAAAAAGAAGGAAAUUCUAUGGUAAGGGAGUUUACUUAUUAUGCGAAUGCUCCGAGCGACGCAGGCACGGAAAAGAAACGAGAUGAAUUGAUCGAUAAGCAAUAAUACAAAGUUACCAAUAAUCAAGUACAUAGUUUUUAAACAUACACUCAUACGUUCGCGUACACGCGC